Cokeromyces recurvatus is the source of this 1604-nucleotide messenger RNA. RefSeq names its product aldehyde dehydrogenase domain-containing protein. The record is from RefSeq and is a predicted model, not a curated record. The transcript has 2 exons. Gene Ontology annotation, molecular function: oxidoreductase activity, acting on the aldehyde or oxo group of donors, NAD or NADP as acceptor. The coding region runs from base 205 to 1527 and encodes 440 amino acids. Lineage: Eukaryota; Fungi; Mucoromycota; Mucoromycetes; Mucorales; Mucoraceae.
UUUUUUUUUUUUUAUUAUUAUUAUUUUUGAAAAAAUUCAUAACUGUUUAGUGGACAUGAGGUUAAAUUAAAAGGAGAAAAAAUACAUACUCCCUAUAUUCAUGGGCAAUUUGUACAACCUUUCAAAGAACAUCAACAACAAAGACUAAAAAAGUUAAUUAACCCUGCCAAUAAAUCACCAUUUGCUACUGUUCAAGAAGCAUCGAUGGAUCAAGUUAACGAUGCUUUAAUGAGUGCAAAAGAAGCUAGUAGUGUCAAUAGCGAAUGGCAGAGUAAUCCUAAAUUACGUCGAGAUUGUUUAUUUGCAUUAGCUAAUGAACUUGAAAAGUAUGAUCAUGACAUGGCACAAGUUGAAUCCUUACAGACAGGCAAACCUCUUAAUGAUUCACUCUAUGAGGUUAGAGAUGUUAUCGAUUGUCUUCGUUAUUUCGCAGGAUAUUGUGAUAAAAUAUAUGGACAAUCUCAACAACUAGGAUAUACACAUCUAUUUACGAUUCGAGAACCUUUCGGGAUAGUUUCAUUAAUUACCUCCUUUAAUUAUCCCCUCCUGCUAACGAGCUGGAAGUUAGCGCCUGCAUUAGCUUCAGGAAAUUGUGCUAUAUUAAAACCAGCACCUCAAACACCCCUGUCUUCUUUAAUGUUAGCUCAUUUGGCCACAGAUUUGUUACCGCCUGGUGUCUUUAACGUAUUACCCGGUAGUGCAGAUGUAAGUCAGUAUUUGAUAGAUAAAACAGACAAGACAAGUUUCACCGGUUCCACUCGAGUAGGCCAAGAUAUCAUGCGUCGUACAGCCGAUUAUUUAAUGCCCUUAACAUUAGAAUGUGGUGGAAAGAAUGCGGUUAUCGUCUGUGAAGAUGCUGAUAUGACAAAAGCUGUACAACAUAUCGCUAUGGGAGCAUUUUCUAAUGCAGGACAAAAUUGUUGUGCUAUUUCACGAGUUUUAGUUGAACAUAGCAUCUAUGAUAGAUUCCUUCAUGAGCUUAAAGAGAACAUUCAAAACUCCUGGAAAGCGACAUUAGAUGUCAAAAAGGGAGAAGAAGAUAAAUAUAAUUUAUAUGGUCCCCUAAUCGAUGAACAACAGUAUACAAAUGUCUUGAAUAGUAUUCAAAGCUAUUUAUCAUCCCCUUUUAUAGUAGGUGAAAUCAAGUCAAAGACAGUGACUAGUGGUUAUUUCAUUCCACCUACCAUUUAUGCUCAUGUUCCCGAUAAUACCCCUAUAGCAGUUGAAGAAAUCUUUGGUCCAGUCUUGUGUAUUUUAAAGCCCUUUUAUAGUUUAAAUGAAGCAAUCGCAAGGGUGAAUCAGUCACGUUAUGGACUUGCCUCAGCUAUCUUUUCUAAAGAUAUAAAAAAGGUACAUAAAGCCAUAUCUGGUAUUAAAGCAGGUUAUGUGUGGGCAAAUACAUAUAAUAUUAUGCCACCAUCAUUACCAUUUGGUGGUAGAAAGUUAUCAGGAAUAGGUAAAGACUUGGGACUCUCUGCCUUGAACGAAUUUUCAUUUGAAAAGAGUGUAAUGAUGGACUUUUCUUAAUAUUUAAAUUUAACUCCUUUAUUUGUUAUUAAAAAUAGAAUCUAAUAAUAAUAAAAAGGCUUAUUGUCUAUUUCUUU